Neltuma alba is the source of this 788-nucleotide messenger RNA. RefSeq names its product protein PLASTID TRANSCRIPTIONALLY ACTIVE 14. The annotation marks the transcript as partial. Gene Ontology annotation, molecular function: protein-lysine N-methyltransferase activity. NCBI's taxonomy places the organism in Eukaryota, Viridiplantae, Streptophyta, Magnoliopsida, Fabales, Fabaceae. The transcript is spliced from 6 exons. Gene Ontology annotation, cellular component: plastid-encoded plastid RNA polymerase complex; chloroplast thylakoid. The record is from RefSeq and is a predicted model, not a curated record. Gene Ontology annotation, biological process: thylakoid membrane organization; chloroplast organization; plastid transcription.
AGAAAAACCGGAUAACGUUCUUUCAGUUUUUCUUCUUUCUUUCAUGGUGCUGCUGCUGCUGGUGCUAUCAUCUCACUAACCACUCGGUGGAGCGCAUUUUAUGCGCUUAGAUUUCCACUCUCUUCAAUCCCUUUUCAUUUCCAAUGGUUUCUUCUUGGCCUCUCUCUCAGCCUACCAGUCACAGCUUCUUCUCUAAAACCCAGUUGAGAGGAUUUGGCCAUGGCUCUCGGCGACCCAGCUUCUCAUUUUGCCGCGACUCCGAAAGCAAAGUUCGACCCAUCAAAGCUUUGGUUGAUUCAGCCCCAUUCCCCUUAUUCCAACCUCCCAAAGUUGAAGAGUCGUCGUCUGAGUUGGAGCCAGCAGACCCUGAUUUCUACAAGAUAGGUUAUAUUCGAAGCAUGCGAGCUUAUGGAGUUGAGUUUAAGGAAGGGCCUGACGGUUUUGGUGUGUAUGCUUCUAAAGAUGUUGAACCUCUUCGCCGACCCAGGGUUAUAAUGGAAAUUCCUCUUGAAUUGAUGUUAACCGUGCGUCAGAAGCUCCCAUGGAUGUUCUUCCCUGAUAUAAUUCCAGUGGGACAUCCAAUAUUUGAUAUUAUCAACUCAACAAAUCCAGAGACAGAUUGGCACCUUAGGUUAGCAUGCCUGCUGUUAUAUGCAAUGGACUGUCAGGAAAACUUUUGGCAGUUGUAUGGUGACUUCUUACCCAGUGCUGAUGAGUGCACUAGCUUACUUCUGGCGAAAGAGUUGCAUUUGAUGGGUGGCUUCAUCAAUGAUUUGAAUGUAAGAGUC